Molecule: messenger RNA, 332 nt
Organism: Abrus precatorius (Indian licorice)
Lineage: Eukaryota; Viridiplantae; Streptophyta; Magnoliopsida; Fabales; Fabaceae
Product: probable stress-associated endoplasmic reticulum protein
Exons: 3
Coding region: 117-314 (65 amino acids)
Biological process (GO): endoplasmic reticulum unfolded protein response
Cellular component (GO): endoplasmic reticulum
Source: RefSeq, a predicted model, not a curated record
UUGCAUCACAUUAUUAUUCUCCACCCAAAUUAAAUAAUAUUAAUAAUAAUAAUCUCUGUUCCUCUUAGAAGUGCGUCUCAAGGAAGGGUUGUUUCGUUUCUGAUUUUUUCACAACUAUGACUACUUCAAAACGCCUAGCAGACAGGAAAAUCGCAAGGUUUCAGAGGAACAUUACAAAGAGGGGAUCUGAGAACUCUAAGAAGGGAUAUGCCUACCCUGUUGGCCCAAUUUUGCUUGGCUUCUUCAUCUUCGUUGUGGUUGGAUCAUCUCUGUUUCAGAUCAUAAGAACUGCGACAAGUCGUGGGAUGGCCUAAAGCAGGAGGAAUGUUCAU